GAGAGCAGAGAGCGCGAGCAGCGGGACAGGGCAGCGGAGCGGCGCGCGGUUCACCUCCUGGCUUUGGCUUUUCACGUCUAACGGACCUUUAGCGCAUACAGCUAUUUCUUUCCGACUUCAGCUACAGUGCUAGCUAAGUUUGGAGGGGAGAAAGGGGGAGAAACGCCGUGUCUCGGUAGGUUAUUGAGUCGGUACCGACAGGGAGAUGCAGCGGUAACCGGGGCCCACCUCCACCACAACAACACACAAAAGAGGAGACAAAACCAACACUCUCUUCGUUAUUUUUGCCAUUUCGACCGCUUUAAAAUGGAUAACCCUGCACCUACGAAGUCCUGCUGUGAAUCGGUCCGAGACUUCUUCACGUCGGCUAAGUUCCUAAUCUACAUGGGCCAUGCUCUGUCGACAUGGGGCGACCGCAUGUGGAACUUUGCGGUGGCGGUGUUCCUGGUGGAGCUGUACGGGAACAGCCUGCUGCUCACGGCCGUGUACGGGCUGGUGGUGGCCGGCUCCGUGCUGCUGCUGGGGGCCAUCAUCGGAGACUGGGUGGACAAGAACCCCAGACUCAAAGUGGCCCAGACCUCGCUGCUGGUCCAGAACAGUUGCGUCAUCGUGUGUGGGAUCCUCCUGAUGGUGGUUUUCCAGUUCAAAGAACAGCUCGUGGAGAUUUACGAUGGAUGGAUUCUGACCCUGUGCUACAUCCUGGUGAUCUCCAUCGCCAACGUCGCCAACCUGGCCAGCACGGCGACGGCCAUCACCAUCCAGAGGGACUGGGUGGUGGUGGUGGCGGGCCAGGACAGCAGCAAGUUGGCAGACAUGAACGCCACAGUGCGGAUCAUCGACCAGCUGACCAACAUCCUGGCUCCCAUGCUGGUGGGUCAGAUCAUGUCCUUCGGCUCCCAUUUCAUUGGCUGCGGCUUCAUCUCCGGCUGGAACCUGUGCUCCAUGUGUGUGGAGUACGCGCUGCUGUGGAAGGUCUACCAGAAGACCCCGGCGCUGGCCCUGAAGGGGGGUCAGAAGGAGCAGCAGCAGGAGCUCAAACAGCUCAGCCCCACCAAAGACUCGGACAACGACCAGAGUCCAGAGGAGUCUUCUCAGCCGCUGAUGAUUGACACGACCGGUGCCGUCAUGCCCGACUCCCCCAAACAGCGAGGCUUCUGCUCCCAGAUGACCGAACCCCUGCGCACCCUGAAGGCCGGCUGGGUGUCCUACUACAACCAGAACAUCUUCUUAGCCGGGAUGUCCCUGGCGUUCCUCUACAUGACGGUGCUGGGCUUCGACUGCAUCACCACGGGCUACGCCUACACGCAGGGCCUCAACGGCUCGGUGCUCAGCCUGCUGAUGGGCGCCUCGGCCGUGUCGGGCAUCUGCGGCACCGUCGCCUUCACGUGGGUCCGCAAGAAGUGCGGCCUGAUCCGCACGGGCUUCAUUUCGGGCGUGACCCAGCUGUGCUGCCUCCUGCUGUGCGUUGCCUCCGUCUUUGCCCCCGGGAGCCCCUUCGACCUCAGCGUCUCGCCCUUCCAGGACCUGUACACCCACCUGGUCGGGGAGAAGACGCUGCCCGAGGCCGACUACAGCCUCACCAGCGUCCUCGCCGGCGGGAACGCCACCGCCACCGCCACCGCCGGCCCUCCCGCCGAGGAGCUGCCGCACCUGCAUUCCUACAUGUCUGUUAGCCUGCUGUUUGCUGGCGUCAUUGCUGCUAGAGUUGGCCUGUGGUCCUUCGACCUCACCGUGACCCAGCUCAUGCAGGAGAACGUGAUCGAGUCGGAGCGAGGGGUGAUCAACGGCGUCCAGAACUCCAUGAACUACCUCCUAGACCUGCUGCACUUCAUCAUGGUGAUUCUGGCCCCGAACCCGGAGGCCUUCGGCCUGCUGGUCCUGAUCUCCGUGUCCUUCGUGGCCAUGGGCCACGUCAUGUACUUUGGAUAUGCCUUCAAGAACCUGGGCAGCCGCCUCUUCCUGUGCUGCUCGCCGGAGCACAAGGUGGAGACGGUGGACAGCCUGUCCCUUCCCACCACCGUCUAACCCCCUUAACAAGACUCUGUCCCGGGUACAUAUCUCUCAAGCCUUACCCUACUCCUGCAUCUUAGCUAGCGCACUAACACCUUUGCUUGUAGCUGGCAGAAUGCUAACCUAAACCAGAGGAAGGUAACUUAACACGCUACGCGUACUGUAGCCAUGAAAACAGCAUUAAUCAUUAGUAGAGGGUGGGGAGGAGAACUCUUCCGGUCUUAGGACAACGCAUCCACAGGGAGACCUUUAGAUGAGGCAGGGUUUCGCUAACUUUUUCAGGGCCGGAUCCAGAUAAGAGCCUCUGCCUCCCGCCUGUCCAUGCUCUGUCAGACCAGGAUUCAUCGCAAGAAAUCAGACCACACGGCACUGCACGCUAGUCUCCUCCUAGCCCACAGCCUGAAACUAGCUGUAAAGAUUCUUAAAAGGUGCUUUAACUUAACUUAAAGGGCGACAUGGGAGAGAAACCAUGCAGGGAAGCAGCCGCCGAGGCUUGGAUAACGGGGGGGGGGGGGAUGUCUGAGACCCCCAAGAGAGAGAACGUCCCCCGUUUUGUGAGGCUUGGCUCUCAGUAACUUCAUUGGUGCUGUAGCUGGGACUUCCACCUGGUCUCUGGUAGCCGGGCUUUACAUAUACAUGUCUGAUGAGCAGGUUGUCUGUGGAUGUCUUCCUCGGGUUUGCUCUUUAUUUAACCAAACACAAAUCUGGGAUCUAGUCUCUUUAACACGCAGGUAUAAGGGUAAUGCAGUUAAUUGUAUUUAUUCAGGAAAUGGUGGACGGUGUUUUUUAUAAUAAUCGUGUACUCAGUGUUGUGUUUUGCCCUAAGAAAGAAAUGAGAAACCCAAUGCAACGAUGUCUAUAACUCGCUCAGUAACCAAAGUCAGAGUGCAGAUGUGGCAUAGAAGGAAGUGAGGGACAGCAGAUAUCUGUUCCAAGUCUUCCAAAUGUACUUGUUUACAUCAGGUGACAGUAGUUGUGUAGGUUCACUAAUGCAUUUAUACCCCCGUUGGUACACCUGAGUCAGUCUAACCCGCUCUGAGACUCAGUUAGGUUUCUGUUUAGCUCGUUAAUAGCUUCAUUUAGUCUCCUUUUGAUUUUUCUCUCCUGAAUUUAUUGUUUUUAAUCAUGAUUGUUGUUACACAGGCACUUUAAGUGAUUGACGUCUGUCAUUACACCCGACUCGCGUGAUCAGGCAUUUGAUCAAUAUUUUUGCACAUGGCUGGAGUCCCUGAACCCCCCCCCCCCCCCCCCCCCCCCCCCCCACCCAGUCUUAUCCAAUCACUUCGCUUCUCUCGGCCAGACGCUGUGGUUGAAACAGAAAACAAGGCACAUAUUGUAACACUUAUGAGGAAAAACUGGACCAGCUCAUGUGAAAAAAGUCUGGAAAGUUUACCUCAGAAACCCACGUUUCCUCAAAAGUCAGCCAGACAACUCAGUCAGCAAAACGUCCCGGAUCCUAGACCGCCAACAGACUCUGGACCUGUUUCACUUCUAAACGCUGUAAGCUUUAACAGAGGUGGACCCACUUCACUCAAGUCAGUCAUUUUGACAUCUCUGUACAGUUCUAGUCUAGGAAAUGUAUUUCCAUAGUCUCUCAUGAACACGUGUGGCUCUGUUUGCAUGCUACUUGUCCUGGAAGUGAUUUUGUAAAAGAGUGUUUCCAAAAACAGCUAAAAAUCACCGAUAUCUGGGAAGUAGCCUUGCUACAAAGUGAGCCCACUGUACAUAACUCUAUCUGAAACAUGUACAAAUGACAUUAUAAUGAUGAAUGCCAAAGUAUAGUGGAUCAAAUAAGAGUCCUGAUGACAGCAAUAUCCAUGUGAUCAGGUUUUCUAACGUUAGCCACCAGAAGCUAAGCAAGGCUGAAGCAUCAAAACCCCAAAGUUACACUUUUGAUUUGUAAGAGGAAUAAUGGGUUAUUUCGUCUUUCAGAAUUUCAUGAUCUCACUUAUAUUUAUCUUAUAUAUAUUACUUAAUAUCAUCUGAAUAUACAGUAGUUGCUGAUGUAGCAGUAACUAGGUCUGGCCUUCCAUGAUCUCUGUUGCCUUAAUGUAAACUAGCCUUGAAAGCUGUCAUGCGCACACAUCGAAACCAUGAAAAAUGGAGCCGGUCUGGCCCAGAUUUUGGGGAAUUGCGAAGGAGAAAUAUUUUGGUUGGAAACGAAGGUAGCCACACAGGAUGUAGGAGAACAGAAAGCCACUUUUCAGCUGCAUGUGCUGAGUCAGGAUUGGGUCUACAGGUGCGCUUUUAAAGUGCUGACUCACGGGGAAGGGAGCUUCGUGUUCAGGGUCCUGGACCUCGGUCUGGGCUCGGAAACCAAACCGCUCGAUCUGCUGAUUCAGGAACAUCUCACACAGCCAUAAAUCUGUAUUUUUAAUGUAAAUAACAGCACCCAGACAACACAAAAUAUACUUAAGUAUACAGUAAAA
This is a messenger RNA of Etheostoma cragini (Arkansas darter), 4439 nucleotides long. It is a transcript of the gene slc40a1, whose product is annotated as solute carrier family 40 member 1. The transcript is spliced from 8 exons. Lineage: Eukaryota; Metazoa; Chordata; Actinopteri; Perciformes; Percidae. Gene Ontology annotation, molecular function: iron ion transmembrane transporter activity; peptide hormone binding. Gene Ontology annotation, biological process: iron ion transmembrane transport. Bases 307 to 2025 code for a protein of 572 amino acids. Gene Ontology annotation, cellular component: basolateral plasma membrane. The record is from RefSeq and is a predicted model, not a curated record.